This is a messenger RNA of Closterium sp. Yama58-4, 435 nucleotides long. Lineage: Eukaryota; Viridiplantae; Streptophyta; Zygnematophyceae; Desmidiales; Closteriaceae. The record is from the annotation of a GenBank genome assembly.
AUGGAGGAGUGGAUGGCGGAGGAAGAGGGAAGGAUGGAGCUGAAUGAGGAGGAGGAAGAUGAGUAUUAUUUAUGGUUACGGGAGCAGGAAGAGGAAGAAGGGAAGGAGGAGGCUACGAGCGAGGAGGAAUCCAUUGAAGGAGGAGAGGAGGAGCUCAAAGAUGUAGGAGGAGAGGAGGAGGCAUGGGGAUAUAACUUUGGGAGCCCAACGACGGAUGAGGUAGGAGCUUGGGCUAGUGGAGGCACAAGGAUUGACUGGGAUAAGGCUUAUGAUGAGAUGGUGGAGGAGUAUGUGGGACAAGAGGACGAGGUCGAAUGGGAGAUGGACUCCAUGGGGGACGGGGAGGAGUAUUUAGACCAAGAUUGCGAGGAUGGGGAGCUGAUUUAUGAUAGGAGGAAGCCGAUAAGUACGGACCAUCUCUUUGAAUUACGUUAG